CCCCCCCCCCGAGUCCUUCCCCCCUCAUCUGCAAAACAACCACCAGCAGCAGCAGCAGCAAAAGCAAGAUUCCUGCGCCGCCGACUACAAGAGGGUUAAAAGUGUAGAUUGGAUUUCACCCCGGGAAAUCUAGCACACGGAGUGAACUUGAAUCUUUGGCUAUUUAAGGAGGACUGGGGUUUGUUGUGAAGUUGUGGUGAUCCAGGGCAGAGCCCCGUCCUGAUUGAUUUCAUCUUCCUUGAGUCUCAGAUGACUAUAAAAUGAAUAGAUGAAAUUAUUCCUUUUUGAGGCUUUUCUUUGGGGCUCUUCGGGCAGCGUGUUCUCAAAGCGAAGUCAUGAUGUAUUCUCCAAUCUGUCUCACUCAGGAUGAAUUUCACCCGUUCAUUGAGGCACUUCUUCCACAUGUCCGUGCAAUUGCCUAUACUUGGUUCAACCUUCAGGCUCGAAAACGCAAGUACUUUAAAAAACAUGAGAAACGAAUGUCAAAGGAUGAGGAAAGAGCAGUCAAGGAUGAGCUACUUAGCGAAAAGCCUGAAAUUAAACAGAAGUGGGCAUCCAGGCUCCUGGCCAAGCUGCGCAAAGAUAUUCGCCAAGAGUUCCGGGAGGAUUUUGUGCUCACGGUGACUGGGAAGAAGCACCCAUGCUGUGUAUUGUCCAAUCCUGAUCAGAAGGGUAAGAUUAGGAGAAUCGACUGCCUGCGACAGGCUGACAAAGUCUGGCGUCUGGAUCUAGUCAUGGUGAUCCUGUUCAAAGGCAUCCCCUUGGAAAGUACGGAUGGAGAGCGGCUCAUGAAAUCCCCACAUUGCACAAAUCCAGCACUUUGCGUCCAGCCACAUCACAUAACAGUAUCAGUCAAGGAGCUUGAUUUGUUUUUGGCAUACUACGUGCAGGAGCAAGAUUCUGGACAACCAGGAAGUCCAAGCCACAAUGAUCCUGCCAAGAGUCCACCAGUGUACCUUGAGGACAGUUUUGUAAAAUCUGGAGUGUUCAACGUGUCAGAACUUGUGAGGGUGUCCAGAACACCCAUAACGCAGGGAACUGGAGUGAACUUCCCAAUUGGAGAGCUUCCGAGCCAGCCGUAUUACCAUGAUAUGAAUUCGGGUGUAAAUCUACAGAGGUCCUUGUCUUCUCCACCAAGCAGCAAAAGACCCAAAACUAUCUCCAUAGAUGAAAAUAUGGAGCCAAGCCCGACAGGAGACUUUUAUCCUUCUCCAAAUUCACCAGCUGCGGGGAGUCGGACGUGGCAUGAAAGAGAUCAAGAUAUGGCUUCUCCUACAAUGAAGAAACCUGAAAAGCCUCUGUUUAGUCCUACUUCUCCCCAGGAUUCUUCACCGAGACUGAGCACUUUUCCCCAGCAUCACCACCCAGGAAUCCCAGGAGUUGCACACAGUGUCAUCUCAACUAGAACUCCACCUCCACCUUCACCAUUGCCAUUUCCAGCACAAGCUAUUCUUCCUCCUGCCCCAUCUAGCUACUUCUCUCAUCCAACGAUCAGAUAUCCUCCCCACCUGAAUCCUCAGGAUACUCUGAAGAAUUAUGUACCUUCUUAUGACCCGUCCAGCCCGCAGACUAGCCAGCCUAACAGCAGUGGUCAAGUAGUAGGGAAAGUGCCUGGCCAUUUUACUCCAGUUUUGGCACCCUCUCCCCAUCACAGUGCGGUGCGACCUGUGACCCUGACCAUGACAGAUACUAAACCCAUCACUACAUCCACUGAAGGUGAGGCAUCUUCACCUACAGCAACCACCUACACAGCUUCAGGCACAUCCCAAGCCAAUCGAUAUGUGGGACUAAGCCCAAGAGACCCAUCCUUCCUACACCAGCAACAGCUGAGAAUAUGUGACUGGACCAUGAAUCAAAACGGCAGGCAUUUAUACCCCAGUGCCAGUGAGGAUACAUUGGGAAUUACUUGGCAAAGUCCUGGUACCUGGGCUAGCUUGGUUCCUUUUCAAGUAUCAAAUAGGACACCGAUCCUGCCGACAAAUGUCCCAAAUUAUGGUUUGAACAUAAUUGGAGAGCCUUUCCUUCAAGCAGAAACAAGCAACUGAAGGAAAUAAAUAAAAAAUAAUAAUAAUAAAAAUAAAAAACCAAACAAAAUUUAAAAAGGAAAAAAGGAAAGGAAGACUGGACGAGAAAAGAAACUGAAGAAAGAAGAAAAAACAGACCAGCAAUUGCAGCUGUUACAAUCACUAAUUCCCUUAUGGUUGAAACUGAAAUGACAUACAAAGGGUCGAUGAUAUUUCACUGAUGGGUAGAGUGCAGCCCCUGCUAAGUAGCCUUUGUUAUAUGAAGUCCGCUGGGAAAUAGAUGUUCUGUCUCUGACAAUGUAUUUUAACUGACUUUCUAGAUGCCUUAAUAUUUGCAUGAUAAGCUAGUUUUAUUGGUUUAGUAUUCUUGUUGUUUACGCAUGGGAUCACUAUUCCUGGUUAUCUCACAAAACAAAGGCUAGGCAGCAGCAACGGAGCUGCAGGAGGACAAGGGCCGUGAGCCAGCCAUUUUCUCAACACUGAUUUCUAAAUGUUUUAAAAAUAAGCUCUGUAGCCUUUAGUUAUGAGUAUGGAUUUAUUAAACUUUGGCCCUUAAUUCAGCCUUUUCUAGUGUGUUAUGCAGUUUGAAGUUUUCAAUCAGUAUGAACACACAGGCUCUAUGGAAGAAAUAAAUGCCUCUAUGUAGGUAAAAGUGUUAUCUCCUCAUGCAACAGUAAAAAAGAAAAGGAAAAAAAGUGAACGUUUUCCCCACUAAAGAAACACUUACAGAGGCAAGUGCAAUUUAGAAAUCAUAUCUAAGGGGUCAUCACUAUAAGUCCUUCAGCCCUUGGACUCUAAAUUGAGGGGAUUAAAAAUAGAAAUAAAAAUGACUUUGAACAAACUUAUUUUUCCCCUCAGUUUUUGAGGGCAUUAAAAGGCAUUAAAUCAAGACAAAUCAUGUCCUUGAGAAAAAGAAAUAAAUGGAAACACAGCACUUAUGUUGGUUUAGCUGCUGCCUCCACAGAGGGGUAGGAUUUAUUUAUUUAAAGUUACUGGUUGCAUCAAGAACCCAUAGGGUUUACAUGUUUCUGUAAAAUCUGCAUUAUAGAGACAUAGGCAAAUCCAUGUCACAAGGGCAAAGCUUACCGUUUACAAACUGGUAAUACCAGGAUGGGGAUAUGUUAUAUUUAAAUAAUGCACUCUUAAUGUAAGUCUAAUUACAGGGUGCUGAAAACUUGCAUGGUGCUUUCAGAAGUUAGCCUUGUUCAACAAUUUUCACAUAUUGACAGAAAUAUUAUGUGCAUGGGCAGACAUUUUGCCUCUAUGUCUCUUUAAAAAAUAAUUAAAAUACUCUUUCCAGUAAUCCUAAUUUGCACGAAGAUAUAAUGUCCACAUUACGUGCCUUGCCUUGAAAUCUAAAAAAUGGAAAAAAACAAAAAAAGAAAAAAAAAAAAACACAAAAAAAUUGACAUCACUACACUUGUUUUGCUGCAUUUAUUAUCAUUUUAAAUCUUUACCAUUUUUAUGACAAAUAUUUUGUACGCCAGAUAGGAAAAAAGUGUGACAUCAUGGAUUUUUUAGACAGUUAUACCUUUAUCUCACAUUUAUAAAGCAUAUCAUGGCUGUGUAUAGUUGCCGCUUAAAAAUUGUAAUCGACCAGCAAUAUUUUCAGUAUUUUGGUGUUUUUUCUAUUAACCUUUCAUGUUUUUCAUCUUCCAAUUAAUAUUGGGGGGAGGGGAUACAAAUUUAUACGAAUUAUGCAAUACCAAGUUUUGCCUAUGUAGGUAGUGCUUUUAGCUGUAUUGGUUAUUAUAGGUAAGUACACAGAUUUAAAAGAAAAAAAAAAAAAAAAGAAUAAUGUAUGCUUUUUUUGUUUGUUUUAAUUGACCAAAGUGGGUACUGCUAUUUUUGCAGUGUGAUGAGGUCCUUUUCUGUACUGAGAGGUGGACAGGGGAUUUUUUUUUUAUACAUACAUAUAUAUAUAUUCUGGGGUGGGUAGGGAGGAUUUUUAACACUUUACAGUGUAGCUGUGAAGCAGUGCACCCUUAGCCAGGCAGGGGCUGCAAAGCGACUGUUCUGCCUACUGUGACAAACUUUCAAAUCGGUUCCCUCUUUUUAACUUCCCACCUGGGGUGCAAGCUGAAAUCAUUUCUGGAUUUAAAAAAUAAAUAAUGAAUUCUGUUGGAGGCAGACUUGACUUGAGGAAGUUGUUUUACUUUAAGUUGUUUGGUUUUUUUUUUUUUUUUUUUUCUUGAGAAAGAGCAAGAGAAAGACAGACAGACAAAGAGGUCAAGACCCACAGUGAGAUGAAGCCUUUUCCAUUCUGGCAAAGAUACUGCAUCCCAAAGUGUUCAUGUUAGAAAAUGCUUUUAGCUCAAAGUGACAAAGACACUUGCUUUGUCUAGGAAAUGCACGUACAGGGCCAAAAUCUUUGCUGGCAUAAUUCCACUCAUUCUAGUUGACUCAGGAGUUGUUCCUGCAGAGAAUUUGCCUCCCUUAGUCUGCUGGGCUGGUAAAUACUGCUUUUUUUUUUUUUUUUUUUUUAACCUUUACUUCAAAUCAGGGUUUUUGUGUUUUUUUGUUUGUUUGUUUGUUUGUUUGUUUGUUUGUUUGUUUGUUUGUUUUUUUCCUCCCAGUUUUAUUAACUCACAGCACCUGAAUUAGAAUUUUCAGCCUGUUCGGGCUAUGUCAGUGGUUUGCAGUGUCUUCUCAUACAGCAGGUCAGAUGGAGAGCUCUGGGCUGUAGUGGGGAAGGAGUUUCUUAAUGUAUGGAAUUAGACUAUGGUGUAAAUAAAAGUGUAUUUCUGGUAAAAUCACAUUUUGCAGAUCAGUAGUGGGCCUGUUGCUGGAGACCUCUUAUGCACCAGGGAUUUUUGUAAUGUAUGGCUGCAUAUGGGGUGAAUUUUUCUUAAAUUGACAUCCUUUUAUUGAGGUGCAAGCAGAGGAGAGUACAGACUUAUGGGUAUGGGAUACCCUGGUGUGAAAAUUCACCCCUUUGCAGUUGUCUCUGCGUUUUGGAGUUAUUCCCACCCUGGAGUAUCCCUGGAGGUGCAGCUCCAGCAACAGCCACCCCGCCGAGCACGGGGCAGUGGCACACCAAGGUCGGUCCCUUUGGGUUGUGGCCAGCACGCGGUGGUGGCACAUCCCCGUGGCUCCAGCAGCAUGUGCAUGUGUAGGCAGGGCCCGAAAGGCUUCAGGGGCAGGAGCCGCAGAGAAGCACAUCCUCAAGGUUUAUCUAUAGCUAAACUGAAAGAAAGGAAAUCCCACCUAAAAAGGUAAACCACCAAAA
Tyto alba (common barn owl) is the source of this 5253-nucleotide messenger RNA. It is a transcript of the gene NFIB, whose product is annotated as nuclear factor I B. Bases 336 to 2045 code for a protein of 569 amino acids. Gene Ontology annotation, cellular component: nucleus. The record is from RefSeq and is a predicted model, not a curated record. The transcript is spliced from 12 exons. Gene Ontology annotation, molecular function: RNA polymerase II cis-regulatory region sequence-specific DNA binding; DNA-binding transcription factor activity, RNA polymerase II-specific. Lineage: Eukaryota; Metazoa; Chordata; Aves; Strigiformes; Tytonidae. Gene Ontology annotation, biological process: regulation of transcription by RNA polymerase II.